Molecule: messenger RNA, 2119 nt
Organism: Stylophora pistillata
Lineage: Eukaryota; Metazoa; Cnidaria; Anthozoa; Scleractinia; Pocilloporidae
Cellular component (GO): nucleus
Molecular function (GO): palmitoyltransferase activity; protein binding
Source: RefSeq, a predicted model, not a curated record
GCGGUUACCCAAAUGAGAAAACAAGGCUUCCACCAAAAUGGCGGUCUUUGAUGUGAUUCUGAACGAUAAAAUUACUGACCUAAAAGACUUACUUCAGGCCGAUCCGAAAUGUGCCAACUCUGUAGGGUGGCAUGGUCUAACACCACUUCAUCACGCUGCACUAAGAAAUAAAGAAGAAUUAGUAGAUUUACUUCUGCAGUAUGGAGCUGACAUCGACCGACCAAACGCUUACAGGGAGACACCGCUACACCUCGCUUGUCAAGCUGCCUCUUUAAAACUUGUCCACAAGUUUCUAGAGAUCGGUGCAGACUUGAGAGCUGAGGACAGUGCUGGGAGAACAUGCAUUCAUCAUGCUGCCAAAAGUGGAUCUGUAUUGAAGUUGCAUUACUUGACAGCCUGUGGUUUGAGUUUAAAGAAAAGAGAUAACAGAGGUCUUACUGCACUUCAUGUAGCUGCAGAGAACAGUCAGGUUGAAGCCAUAGAAUAUCUACUUCGUCAUCAGAGGUUUCCAACUGAUGUGCGAGACAAUGGAAAUUCUACACCCCUUCACUUAGCUGCCAAGCAUGCUCACUGUGAAGUUGCAUGGAUUUUGGAGAGCAAAAGCACAUUAUCAAUGAUCAAUGAACCAGAUGUGAUGGGGAAAACUCCUGUGGACUAUGCUAGUGAUCUAGAAACUCCAAGACACCUCUGGCUGAAGAGACACUUGAAGUACUGGCAAGCCAGUCGCUGCCCUCGCAGUCGUCCACCCAAUCCCUGGAUGCCAUGGCUCCUACUUCUCCUGUCGCCCUCUUGUGGAAUAUUUCUUAUUGCCUUUUUUUUCUAUCAGCUCUCACAGCUGUUUGCAGUAUUGUCAACACUGGCAAUCACAAUUUUUUUUAAUAUCUGGUCAUUCUCCAAACACAGAUUGCAACACAUCUCAGCUCUUCCAAGUCCUGCUCUGGCAGGGUUUUUCUUUGGGUCCAUACUACAAAGCCUCCUCUGCUAUUUUUCUUAUAUUAUGCCACAACUGUGGCCUGAUUUUCUUUGGACUUUGCUCUCAGUUCUUCUUUUAGCAGUCACUUUUGUAUCAUUGAGGAAUUUAUAUUCUAACCCUGGUGUUGUGGAGUCCAAUAGAAUAUCAGACAAUGGAGAAUCAAUGAGCAUUCUUGAUGUAGCCAAAGGAGUCUUACCAGAGAGUCAAUUUUGCACCGUUUGCGAGAUUGUGAUGCCUGAAUUUACAAAACAUUGCAAACUGUGCGAAGUAUGUAUAGAGAGUUUGGAUCACCACUGUCUAUUCCUCAUGAACUGUGUGGCAAGGAACAACCACAGAGCGUUUGUGUGCUUUAUCAUUGAAAUAUUAGUGGCCAAUGCUCUGUUUGUGAGGGCAACAACUUCGUAUUUUAACUUAAAAGUGUUUAUGGGAGAGGCAUCGUCAUUCGGGGAGGCUAUGGGCCAUGAUGUCUAUGUUUCAGUUCUCUUUAUUCUCAAUUGCCUCGGAUUGUUCUAUGUAUUUUUCUUAACAUUUUUCCAGUUCAAGGUUAUUACUGACGGUGGUACAACGUAUUACUCAUCAGAUGGUAGCACACUUCACAGAACGUGGAAAGAACUUUGGGGUUUCAAAGGUGUCUCGUGGACUCGAAGGAUGAAGAUCUUUCUUCAAUUCCUUCUAGGGGAAUACUCUUUUUACAAGAAAAUGAAAACGAAAAAGGCACAGAGACUUGUAUAGUUGUUGUAUCCUAGUUUCUUGGAACAGAGGAGAUUUCGAGACCAAGACGUUGGUAUGGAGACGUAAGGGCCGGGUUCUCGGACGGUAGAACUCAACUAACCAGAACGAAGGCGAAUUUAAACAUAUAUCCAUGAGAGAUGUUGAGGAUUCCUCCGUAUACACACUAUUUUCCUCAGCAGCGUGCGCAUGUUACCAGUCAGUUUAAUGAAAGUUCCCAUUGCGUUCGACAAUGACGUUGGUAACAAUCUAGGUGACCACAAGAACGGAUAGAAUUUCUGUAGCGUACUCAAACCAACAAAUUUAAUUCCAGUGUUUUCGCUAUUUUCAUAAACAAAUCAUAAAGAUAUAUAUGUUAUUCACCAGCCGGGAGGUCCGUAUUGGGAAAAACUGUGCCCGAGGUCUUGGAUACCGCCC